UAUAAAUUCUACCUUUUUAAGACAGGAACGACGACUAAAGCCACCAGAACAGAACAUCAGUUGAGUUUGCGCCCGCCAUUUAGGAUUUUAGCUCAUUGCUCCCUCCCUCACCAAACGCUUCCCGCCGAUUAUACCAACCAACCGACGAUGGGGUAUAGCGAUUUUUUCGCUGGAGAAAUCGGAACGGAGCUUCUUAAACAGUUAAUCGCCAUCUCAAGCAAAGCCUGCCUCUGCAAAUCCAGUGCGGACAAUCUCAUCGCAAGCAUCCGAGAACUCCUUCCUAUCAUCGAAGAAAUCAAAUUCUCCGGCGUUGAACUCUCCCCCUUUCGUCAAUAUCAACUCAAUCGCUUCUCCGAGACCUUACGUGGCGGCAUCGAAUUGGCCCGCGAAGUCCUCACUGCCGGCCGAUGGAACGUGUACAGACACGUCCAACUGGCAAGGAAGAUGGAGAAGUUAGAGAAACAAGUCGAGAGUUUCAUUAACGGGCCGAUGCAGGCGCACUUGUUAGCUGACGUGCACCACAUGCGGUUCGAAACGAUGGAGCGGUUCGACCGGUUGGAAAGUCGCUUGGAGCAGCGGCUUAAUUGGAUGAAGAAUGGGGCGGGAGGGUGGGUUGAAGAAGCGGUUAAGAGAAUGGAAGUUGAAGGGGAGGCUAGCUUGGGAACUUUGGGUGGAGUUGGUUUGGAUUUGGGAAAAAGUAAGGUGAAAAAUAUGAUACUUGGAAUGGAUGAUUUAAACGUUGUUGGAAUUUGGGGCAUUGGAGGAUCAGGGAAAACUACUUUGGCUAAUGAAAUUUGUAGAGAUAAUCAAGUUCGAAGUUACUUCAACAACAGAAUUUGCUUUCUAACUGUAUCACAAUCACCGGAUCUGGAACAAUUGAGGGCAAAAAUAUGGGGAUUCAUUACAGCCAACGAGGCGAUGGGUUAUCUUAAUAACCUGUUUGUUCCACAAGGGAAGUUACUGUCUGAGUGGGGAAGUGGACCGCGAGCUCUGGUUGUUUUGGAUGAUGUCUGGUCGUCGUCCGUACUUGAACAACUAAUUUUCAGGAUACCAACAUAUAAAACUCUGGUAGUUUCGAGAUUUAAGUUCCCAACAAGUGUUGUUAAUGAAGUUUAUGAAGUUGAGUUGUUGAGGGAAGAUGAAUCAAUGUCCCUGUUUUGUCACUCUGCUUUCGGGCAAAAAUCGAUUCCUCCUACUGCCAAUGAGACUUUGGUCAAGCAGAUUGUUGAUGAAUGUAAAGGACUUCCUUUGGCACUUAAAGUGAUUGGAGCUUCGUUGCGAGACAAACCUGAAAUGUAUUGGGCUAGUGCAAAGAAAAGGUUAUUACGAGGAGAACCGAUCUGCGAGUCUCACGAAAACAAAUUAGUGGAGCGGAUGGCAAUCAGCGUGGAGUACUUGAACGAAACGGUUAAGGAAUGUUUCUUGGAUUUGGGAUCAUUUCCAGAAGAUAUGAAAAUUCCCCUAGAUGUUCUCAUAAAUAUGUGGGUUGAGAUCCAUGAUAUUGAAGAGGAAGAAGCUUUUGCCAUUCUUACCGAGCUUUCUGAUAAGAACCUAGUCACUCUGGUAAAAGAUGCUCGGGCUGGAGAUGCUUACUGUAGUAACUAUGAAAUCUGUGUUACUCAGCAUGAUGUGUUGAGAGACCUUGCUCUUCAUCUAAGCAAUCGUGGGGAAGUGAAUGAAAGGAAGCGGAUACUUAUGCCUAGAAGAGAUAGAGAACUUCCAAGAGAUUGGGAAAGAAAUUCAGAUCAGCCAUUCAAGGCUCGGAUUGUUUCAGUUCAUACAGGAGAAAUGAGGGAAAUGGACUGGUUCCGCAUGGAGUUCCCUAAGGCUGAAGUACUCAUACUGAAUUUUUCCUCCUAUGAAUACUUCUUGCCUCCUUUCAUAGAUGAUAUGCCCAGGCUUAGGGCACUUAUUGUAAUAAACCAUGGUACGACUGAGGCAACGCUUCAGAAUUUUUCAGUUUUUACUAAUCUGGCAAAUUUGCGGAGCCUGUGGCUUGAAAAAGUGUCUGUUCCUCAAUUAUCCAACGCCACUGUUCCCUUGAGGAACUUGCGGAAAAUAUCUAUGGUUCUCUGCAAGGUUAAUAACAGCUUUGAUCCAUCAGUGCUAGACCUGCCACAUAUCUUUCCUCGUCUAUCAGAGGUCAUAAUUGAUCAUUGUGAUGAUUUGAUUAAGCUGCCCUUAAGCAUUUGUAAGGUGAAUUCACUCCAAAGUCUGAGCAUAACCAACUGCCACCGAUUAUGUGAAUUGCCUACUGAUUUGGGUAUGAUGAAGAAACUACAGAUACUUAGGCUGUAUGCUUGUCCAGAACUUAAGAUGCUCCCUCCUAGCAUUGGCGAGCUAACGGGGUUAAAAUGCCUUGAUAUUUCACAAUGCGUUAACUUGAGGUAUCUACCUAGGGAAAUAUGUAAAUUAGCAAGCCUGGAAAAGAUAGACAUGAGUGAGUGUUUGCAGAUCGUGAAUCUACCAACAUCAUCUGCUUUGUCGAACUUGAAGUCACUACGCCGAGUUAUCUGUGAUGAUGAAAUUUCUGGGCACUGGAGAAAUGUGGAGAAGGACAUGCCACACCUUCAUGUUCAAGUUGCAGAAAAAUGUUAUAGUUUGGACUGGCUUAAUAGCUGAAAUAGUUCCUGUAUCUGUCUGUUAAUGUUAACAUCAAUGUUCAUAAUUUUAACAAUUGUAAUAUUUGUUAGAUUAAUAGAAGCCUUGGUGCUGCUGGAUUAAAUUCUUACAUUACUGCUUCUAAUGGCUCUAUCUUGAUGUGAGAUAGUUCAUGACUCAUGAAACUUUGCCCUGAACUUUGGGUCCUGGCUCUGAACAUUGUUGCGCACCAAUUUUUCUCUUCAGGACAAUCAGUUACUGAUAUUAGAGUACCUUGUUUUAAUAAAAAGAGCAAUUUUCUUUUUCUUUCCAAGAAAGUAACUUUUUUUAUCAGCCAAGUCAAGAAGAGGCCCAGCAAAAGAAAAAAAAAGUAUAAAAGUUACACCAUGGAUAAGGACAGUGCAUCAUCUGGGAUGGUCAUGGGCGGCUUGGUAGCAUUAGUGGACAGCUUAUGGAAGCAACUUUUUGUGCAUAUGGUUCCAAAAGUUAGGACUGCAAAAUUUUGCAUCAAUUCGAUGAAUGGAGAUUGGAGACUUAUUCUGACCAUAACUUUUGUUUGGAUACAAAUUCAAUUCCAAACUUUAAUCUUCUCCUGAAUUCUGUUUAGUAAAAUCUUCACAAAAUCUUCUCCUGAAUUUAGAGUUUAAUUCAAAUUAUUCACCCAUUUUUUUUUUUAAAUUUUAAAACUAAAAUUUAAUCUCCAAACACUUGCAAUUUCAUUUUCCCAAUCUCCUAUGCUUCGUUCUCAUGUACCAAAAGAAAAUCUUCACAAUGCAUUUAUCUCAUUCAAUUUAAGUUGGGAUCAAUCGUUUUCUUUCGUUUAUUUUCCCUUCUUAAGACUUUUUGGUCGGUUUGCUUUCUUCAGAGUCCAAAUGACUAAGAGAGCAAGGACUCAUUUUUUAAGGGAAGAAAACAAGUGAAGGGAUAGAAACGCGUGGAUCCCACAAUGAGAUUCCCUUAAUAUAAAAUCAACCUCAAAUUGAGGUCUCAGCCAUCGGCUUUCUGUUGUCCUCUUGGAUUUCUUGUUGCCAUUCUAUUCGCUAGUCAAUGCAGCAUAAAAAGCCGUUCACAUUGCUUAAUACCAACUUUUUUAUACUGCUUUAAAUCAACUUUAAUACUUCAAAAAUCCAUGGUUGAUUAUAUCUAAACCAAACCCAUGCCAUGUUCUUUCAGUUGUAGUCAUUAGUGAUGAAACAGGAGUUAGGUUUAGCGUGAUAGAAUAGUAUAAAAGUUAUAACCAGUAAUUUUUUUUACCAUUUUGGCCUAACUAAUCAAAUUGACUUGCAUAUCUGAUAAUGACCCCCACUUUUAUUAUACUGAGGCGGCUCUAGAGGUUCCAUGGAUGACAAUUGGUGUUGCUUUCACCACCACUCCACGUUUGGAAAAGAUCAAAACUUUAUGACAAAGAAACAUUAUCGAAUUUUUUAUUAACUCUGUGAGGUUGGCGUCGAUAACCAAUCAACAAAGUCAGUUAAAAUCAAAGUGUAAGCAACUCUUAAGUUACUGGGAUUCAUUAGUUGUUCAAAACAGUGAUGAUCAAAUCAAAUCGAGUUUUCAAAUAACUUGUUUAUUUUGUUCAAGCUAAGGUGCAAUUACGCGCCAAGAUUCAUAAUCAAGGCUUUAUUUUUCAGUCCACUGCAGAUCUUGCACGGUUAUUAUACCCUGGAAGUGUGAACAAGUCCACUGCCUAAUGAGAUAUUGGAAUAUGAACACAAAGUCUUUUUUCAGGCUCCUCAAGAAGACUAUAUCAUUUCCAAAAUAAACAAGGAA
This is a messenger RNA of Durio zibethinus, 4371 nucleotides long. RefSeq names its product putative disease resistance protein At4g33300. The record is from RefSeq and is a predicted model, not a curated record. Lineage: Eukaryota; Viridiplantae; Streptophyta; Magnoliopsida; Malvales; Malvaceae. Gene Ontology annotation, molecular function: ADP binding.